CUUCAGCUAAGCUGGAAGUAUUUCACUGUGUAUCACAGGCAGAGGGGGAGGGGAGAGAAAGCAAGAAAAACUGCUCGCUCUCUCAGCACUUGUGCUUUUGUUAGUUCUACACAAGAGGCAGAGAGAAACAAGAGAUAACAAAGGCUCCAUUUCCUUUCUGUUAGAGAAGGCUUUUGUCUUUUCUCGGGCAACAAUGUCAGUGUCCGGCAAGAAAGAGUUUGAUGUGAAACAGAUCCUGAGGCUGCGCUGGAGAUGGUUUAGUCAUCCUUCUCAAGGAUCGCCUAACACUGGAAGCUGCCUUCAGCAGGAAGGAUAUGAGCAUAGAGGGACCCCGGUGCAGGGCAGGUUGAAGAACCACUCACGGGACAGAAACGGACUGAAGAAAAGCAAUAGUCCUGUCCACCACGAUAUACUGACGCCAGUGCCAGGACCAGCGCCUACCCAUCAAAGAGUCCUUCAGAACUGGCACCAACAAAACGUGAUAGUACAUCUUCAAGCAAAUGAAGACACUCCUAAAGCCGUUCCAGAAGGAAAUUUGCUCAAAGAGGCUUGUGAGAGGCGCUCACGAGAUUUGGAGAUGAUGGGUGAUGACAAUAUAGAAGAUACUAGAGCACGACAAUAUGUUGAGGAACCUGAACAAAUGAAUAUCAGUUCUGAGGAUAACUACCGUUCUCGAAACCAUGCAGACUACACUCUCUGUAAAAUGGAAAGCUAUUUGAAAGAGAAAAAACUGUGUGAUGUGCUACUUAUUGCUGGACCUCUUAAAAUCCCAGCUCACCGAUUGGUUCUCAGUGCUGUGUCUGAUUAUUUUGCUGCAAUGUUUACUAAUGAUGUGCUUGAAGCCAGACAAGAAGAGGUCAAAAUGGAAGGAGUAGAUCCAAAUGCACUUAAUUCUUUAGUGCAAUAUGCUUAUACAGGUAUGCUGCAACUGAGAGAAGACACCAUUGAAAAUUUGCUGUCUGCAGCCUGUCUCUUACAACUGACUCAGGUCAUUGAUGUCUGCUGCAAUUUUCUCAUAAAGCAGCUUCAUCCUUCAAACUGCCUAGGGAUUCGCUCAUUUGGAGAUGCCCAGGGCUGUAUGGAGCUUCAGAAUGUGGCACAUAAGUAUACCAUGGAACACUUCAUUGACGUAGUAAAGAAUCAAGAAUUCCUGCUGCUUCCAGCAAAUGAAAUAUCAAAACUUCUGUGUAGCGAUGACAUUAAUGUGCCUGAUGAAGAAACAAUUUUCCAUGCUCUUAUGCAUUGGGUAGGUCAUGAUGCUCAGGCUAGGCAACGAGAUCUGGCGAAGCUGCUUUCUUUCAUCAGACUGCCAUUACUCUCGCCACAGUUGCUUGCAGAUCUGGAAAACAGUUCAAUGUUUAAUGGUGACCUGGAAUGUCAGAAGUUACUAAUGGAAGCUAUGAAGUAUCAUCUCUUGCCUGAGAGAAGAUCCAUGCUGCAAAGCCCUCGUACAAAGCCUAGAAAAUCAACUGUGGGGGCACUUUAUGCUGUGGGAGGUAUGGAUGCUGCUAAAGGCGCAGGCAUCAGGCUUUCCUUCCAGCAACGUUUCCUCCUGAACCAUUUCUCUGGUACCACUACAAUUGAGAAGUAUGACCUCAGAACCAACAGUUGGAUCCAUAUUGGCACUAUGAGUGGUCGUAGACUUCAGUUUGGAGUGGCAGUUGUUGAUAAUAAACUUUAUGUUGUGGGAGGACGAGAUGGCUUAAAAACUUUGAAUACUGUGGAAUGUUUCAAUCCAGUUACUAAAACCUGGGUUGUGAUGCCUCCUAUGUCAACACAUAGGCAUGGGCUAGGCGUAGCCACACUUGGAGGACCGAUGUAUGCUGUUGGAGGUCACGAUGGAUGGAGCUAUCUAAAUACUGUGGAAAGAUGGGAUCCUGAGGGACGUCAGUGGAAUUAUGUGGCCAGCAUGUCAACUCCAAGAAGUACAGUUGGAGUUGUUGCAUUAAACAACAAGCUGUAUGCUAUUGGGGGACGUGAUGGAAGUUCCUGCCUCAAGUCCAUGGAAUACUUUGACCCACAUACUAACAAGUGGAGUCUGUGUGCCCCAAUGUCCAAAAGACGUGGAGGUGUAGGGGUAGCAACACACAAUGGAUACUUGUAUGUUGUAGGGGGUCAUGAUGCCCCUGCUCCUAAUCAUUGCUCCAGGCUUUCUGAUUGUGUGGAAAGAUAUGAUCCAAAAAAUGAUUCAUGGUCAACUGUGGCACCUUUGGGUGUUCCUCGAGAUGCUGUUGCAGUGUGCCCCCUUGGAGACAAACUCUAUGUGGUUGGCGGAUAUGAUGGUCAUACUUAUUUGAAUACUGUUGAGUCAUAUGAUGCUCAGAAAGACGAAUGGAAAGAGGAAGUCCCUGUGAACAUUGGAAGAGCUGGAGCAUGUGUUGUUGUUGUGAAGCUACACUGAAAUUAUCAUUUGCUUAUGUAAUGAAAUGGAUUUCAAGAAUGAAGAAAAACAUGCUCCUUUAUGAAGCUCAUCAGCAAACUAAAUGCUGUUUUGUCAUUCUCACACAUAGUUGAAACUUAACAUUCGUAAGGCUGAAAAUGAAAUUUAAAUGUGGAUUACAUAUUAGUGUUAAGUGUAUGUAUACUUAGUUUAUAGUCUAAUGAGAAAUCCAAUAGGCAAUGAUUUAGGCUCAUUACCAUAAAAUAUUAAAGUAUCUAGUGGAUAUUUGGUAGUGGGCAAUAUUUGAAGGUGAUGAAUACAUUAACAGUUUUCAUGUAUGGACCUGGGAAGUAAAAAAAAGCAAAUUCUGUUAAAGGUACUCUACUGUCUGGAAUAGUUGGAUACAAAAAUGACAGGAGCUUUAAAGCAUAACAUUUGGUUUUCAAACAAUAGCUCACAUUGCUAAUAUUACCUCACAUUUGUCAAGAAGAAAGGUUUUUCUGGGUCAAAGAUGAGAUUAUUCAUUGAUAUAAUUUGCUAUACUAAUCACACUAUUUCAAACUUUUCACAAGCCUAUUAUUUUUAGUUAACUCUCUGUCAAAAUGCGUGUAUAGAUUUUCUAUUUCAUGAGGUGGUGUAUUGAUAGAUUCAUUUGCAGUAAAAUAUCAUAAUGUCACAUAUACAAUCUUUAUUCUGAAACAGUGAAUCAGUGAAUAUUAUAUUGAUAUAACGUGUGACCUAAACUUCAGAAUGUGAGGGCCUCAUUUGUACAGAAAUUAAUUUUCUCCUCAAACAUUUAAUGUGCUCUCUGUAAUCACCUUCCAUUAGGUUUAAUAGUUGAUUUAAUCAAUUCUAAAGAAGAUUAUAAUUGAGUAAAUAAUCCACAAUUCUGACACUUGGAUACACUGAAAUGCAUUAAUUAAUAUACACUAUUCUAUAAUUUCUAUUUACCUAUCAAUAUCUGCUUUUCUUUUAAUUUCAUACUAAUGUUUAUCCAAUAGGAGAUGGUAAGGAUAAAUGUACUACAAAACUACAUUUCUGAAAAUAAGAAAAGAAUAUUGACUCAUAUUUUAGCUUUUAACUAUUAUUUUCAUUCAUCUUACCUAAUGACAAAACUAUAUGGUGAAAUAUAGAAAACUCAUGUUUAUGUAGUUAAAUUUUCAAGUAAAUAUUCCACUUUAGAAUUUCUAUAAUGUUUUCUUUUAAAUGACCUUUGUAUCGUAGACUAUCAAAAAAAAUCAAAAACAAAAAAGCCAGAGAGAUGCUUAUCAUAUGUAUUACUGCUACUUAUUAAUUUUUUUAAAAUCACAUCAUAAGUUGCACAAAGAUGUUUGUACUAUGACAAGCUGAAUUUAAAUAAAAUCUUUUCUCUCUGGCUAUAGAGACUAUGCUUUUUGAAUAUGCUAAAUCUAUGCUGAAUGCUCCUUCCGACGCUACUGUGCCACACUUUUGAAAAUAUUUAAAUGCUAAUAUAUAGUUCACUGGUUUUUUUUUUUUCUUAUUUUGUCUGUAAUUCUCAACAGAGAUCAACAGAUUUUUCCAUGUCUAAAGGUGAGACAGAGUGACAGAGGCUAUAUAAAACAGACAUAAGACCUUGCUGGAGUUUUUAAUGUUUGUUUAACGUGUAUUAAUUAUACAUAAUAAUGAGUUGUCUUGUGCCAUUUAUUGCAUGAGCAUAAUGCAUUCUGAUCAUAUUUGUGAUACUUUAUCCUUUCGCUAACUUCUCUUUUUCUCUUUCCUACUAAUCACCUUCCUCUUCUCAGUUAGCCCCUCAUUUCAUGACUUUCAUUAGUGUUAUUUACAGUAGCAUGGAU
This is a messenger RNA of Apodemus sylvaticus (European woodmouse), 4194 nucleotides long. RefSeq names its product kelch like family member 4 (gene Klhl4). The transcript is spliced from 12 exons. NCBI's taxonomy places the organism in Eukaryota, Metazoa, Chordata, Mammalia, Rodentia, Muridae. Bases 194 to 2401 code for a protein of 735 amino acids. Gene Ontology annotation, molecular function: protein binding. The record is from RefSeq and is a predicted model, not a curated record.